Molecule: messenger RNA, 1424 nt
Organism: Phalaenopsis equestris
Lineage: Eukaryota; Viridiplantae; Streptophyta; Magnoliopsida; Asparagales; Orchidaceae
Product: protein RETICULATA-RELATED 3, chloroplastic-like
Exons: 1
Coding region: 95-1168 (357 amino acids)
Source: RefSeq, a predicted model, not a curated record
UGGCAAAAUGCGAUAAGCGGAAAAAGACGCACGCGGUUCAGUAUUACGCAUUAUAAAUGAACUGCCAUUCCGCCGUGCCGGCGGAGUCGACGCCAUGGCCGCCGAGCUCCGCCUCUACCCUAUCUCUUCUCCGGCAUCCCCACCGCCCGGAAUCACCCGCUGCCUACUCGUCGGAAUUCGUUUCCAACCAUUCUUCUCUUCUAGUGCACCCCUUCCCUUUCCCGCCGCACUUAAUCUCCUGGCUAGAUCCUCAGACCGUCACCUCUAUCGAACCUUUCUUUCAGGAGGCGGAAGUCCCGGCGGACCUCGCCACCGCGGCGGCGGUUACGGCGACGACAAUGGAUUUCACGACGAAAAGCCCGAGCGAUCAGAUUCAGUAGGCCCAAUAGGGCUUUUCAUCAAUGGCUGGCGAUCAAGGGUUUUGGCUGAUCCUCAGUUUCCUUUCAAGCUUCUGAUGGAGGAACUCAUUGGCGUCAGUGCCUGCGUGUUAGGUGACAUGGCUUCCCGUCCUAAUUUCGGCAUUAAUGAACUCGAUUUCGUGUUUUGUACCCUUGUUGUCGGCUCUAUUGUUAACUUUGUUUUAAUGUACCUCCUUGCUCCUACGGCCGCUGCCUCCUCUACUGCGGCUGUCGUCACCUCCCUCCCGAGCUACAUGUUUGAGUCCGGGCCCUUUUCCCUAAUGGACCGAAUCGGCACUUUCGCCUAUAAGGGCGCCACGUUUGCUGCCGUCGGCUUUGCGGCUGGGCUUGCUGGUACGGCGAUUGCGAAUUGGCUGAUCGCGUUGAGGAAGAUGAUGGAUCCAGAGUUCGAAACACCUAAUAAGCCGCCGCCGACGGUGCUAAACGCGACUACUUGGGCGCUGCACAUGGGAUUGAGUAGCAAUUUUAGGUAUCAAACGCUUAAUGGGUUGGAGUUUGUGAUGGAGAAAGCGGUUUCGCCGGCGGCGUUCAAGACUUUGGUGGUGGUUAUCCGAUGUUUGAACAAUGUUCUCGGCGGGAUGUCAUUUGUGAUGCUCGCUAGGUUGACAGGCUCGCAGAAGGUGGCGAUAGAGGAGGAGAAUAUGGUACAGAAGGAGAGGUUAAUGCGAGAUCGUGCGGUGGUUUUGACGGCAUCUUCAGAGGAUGGAGAAGCAGAGUUGCAGAGUAACGAGUCUCGGACAAACAAGUGAGAUUUUUACUGCUUUGGUUAUCAGAUUCUCUUGAACAGUAAAACAUAUGCAGUUGUGUAUGUCUACUUUCUAUAUUCGAGUAGGAAGUGGAGGGUUGAAGCUGCAAUGUAAACUUUUAAAUUUUUUUAUUUUAAAAUUUUGUGAGGCUCCAUCAUCAUGCUUAGAAUUUUAUUGAUAAUUUGAUAUAAUCCUGAUGUUGGCUGAUUUUAUUAACAUAAUUAUAAUCCCAUCAAGUCGUUUUUUUUGUGUUUUAGCU